AUGGAAGCUGAUGAGUUUGUUGUGGUGGAGAUGAAGGAUGCGGCGAUGGACGUGCCGGCUGAGCAAGAUCACCUCGACUCUCUUAGCUCCUACAUUGACGGCAUUGCGGACACUCUCUGGCCCAUCAACAAAAAGAUUCAUGAUAACCCAGAGCUUGGCUACCAGGAGAAGAUUGCACAUGCAGCACUUACGGGAUUUCUGGAAACGAGGAAAGGAUGGAAAGUAACGCGCUCAGCAUAUGGACUCGAAACUGCAUUUGUCGCGGUGUAUGAUAGUGGAAAGAAGGGACCAGUCGUUUCUUUCAAUGCUGAGAUGGAGGCAGAUGCUCUCCCGGGCAUUGGCCAUGCUUGCGGCCACAAUCUCAUCGCUAUGGCCUCUUUAUCAGGAGCUCUAGCAACCGCGGAGUGUAUGGAAGCGUAUCACAUACCUGGAAAGGUGGUUCUUUUUGGGACUCCAGCGGAAGAAGGUGGAGGCGGCAAGAUCAAGCUUCUUAACGCCGGUGCAUACAAGGACUACAAAUGCGACAUCAACUUGAUUUCGCAUCCUGGAAUCGUCAACGAUGGCGCUCUCAUCCGUACAGCUGCGUACACCCGCUUCAAAGUCGAGUACUUCGGUCUUGAAGCACAUGCGGCGGCUAGUCCGUGGCUGGGAAUCAAUGCUCUAGAUGCCCUCAUUACUGCGUAUAAUGGGCUCUCUGUGCUCCGGCAGCAAACGAUGCCGGGAGAUAUAAUCCAAGGACAUAUCACGGAUGGUGGACUGGCACCUAAUAUCAUCCACGCGUACGCCGCCGGUGUCUUCAUCGCCCGCGCAAACACACGCGAUCGUUUGGCGGUGCUGAAAAAGAAAGUCGAUGCAUGCUUCGAAGCUGGAGCAGCGGCGACGGGUGCGACUUUGAAGUCCACUUUCGAGCAGUCUUAUGACGACCAUGUCCCGAAUCGCGCGCUGGGAAGGUCCUAUCGCCACUUUUUCAACCGACUGGGUGGAGCUAUCCCAACAGCUGAUAUAGACGAGAUCGAACAUAGGACGAUGGCAAGUACGGACCAAGGCAAUAUCAGCUAUGCCAUGCCGAGCUUGAGUCCUGGGUUUUGGAUCCGGCCGGGAAAUAUAGGGAGUGGCCCGCACAGCCCUGAAUUUACGGAAGUUUCUGGAACGCGAGAGGCAUUUGAUCUCGCCUUGAAAGUUGGGAAGGGGUUGGCGGCGACGGCGAUAGAUGUUUUGACGCGCAAGGGUCUUUUGGAUGAGGUGAAGAAGGAAUUCGAGGCGAUGAAAAGAUGA
Mytilinidion resinicola is the source of this 1275-nucleotide messenger RNA. RefSeq lists its product as uncharacterized. The transcript is spliced from 3 exons. The record is from RefSeq and is a predicted model, not a curated record. NCBI's taxonomy places the organism in Eukaryota, Fungi, Ascomycota, Dothideomycetes, Mytilinidiales, Mytilinidiaceae. Gene Ontology annotation, molecular function: dipeptidase activity. The coding region runs from base 1 to 1275 and encodes 424 amino acids.